Scomber scombrus (Atlantic mackerel) is the source of this 2070-nucleotide messenger RNA. Its product is annotated as fibulin-1-like. Gene Ontology annotation, cellular component: extracellular region. Gene Ontology annotation, molecular function: peptidase activator activity; calcium ion binding. NCBI's taxonomy places the organism in Eukaryota, Metazoa, Chordata, Actinopteri, Scombriformes, Scombridae. Gene Ontology annotation, biological process: extracellular matrix organization. The record is from RefSeq and is a predicted model, not a curated record. Bases 1 to 2070 code for a protein of 689 amino acids. The transcript is spliced from 17 exons.
AUGGCACUGUGGAUCAUACUUGUGUUUUCUUUGUGCGGAGUAGUGCGAGGUCAAGAAAUUCAGCCUCCUACUGUUCAAGAGUGCUGCCAGAAUGGGAGGGAUUGGGCCCUGGGAGGACAAGACUGUACAUUACCCCCCCUCAUCUCCUCCUCCCACACCUGCAGGAUCGCUCAGGAGCAGUGCUGUUCAGCAUUAGUAGGAGACAAACUCUGUGACAAUGGCAUCAAGAUGGGCAAGUCGCAAGGGGCCUGUGAGAGGCCUUUCUUCCAAGGAGAGUCAUGGGAAACGAAAAUUUCCAAGAUGUGCUGUGACUGCUGCAUGCUGGGUCUCAUGUUAGCAAGCCGGGGUUCCGGCUGCGAGCUUCAGGGUUUGUUUCUGGGGAGAGAGUGUGAAUACGCUGCUAAAGCCUGCUGUGGCAAGAACACUACAGAGGAAAUCAAACCAACCGUUAAAGAAAAUCCUGAAGACAGUGUUACUGCAAACCCUUCAGACGAAAUGGACACCUGUAGAGACUCCAUUUGCUCCCAGCUGUGUGUGGGUGAUGGUACAUGCGCCUGCCACGAUGGUUACCAACUGCAAAAGGAUGGGGUUAAUUGUGAGGAUGUUAAUGAGUGUCUGACUGGCAGUCACAACUGCGUCUUAGGACAAAGUUGUAUUAACACGGAGGGCUCAUUUCGCUGUCAGAGGGAAACCGGCUGUGGCACCGGAUAUGAACUAACCGACAACAACAAAUGCAAAGAUAUUGAUGAAUGUGCUUUGGGAACCCAUAACUGUGGACAGGAGUUUUUGUGCACCAACACAGCAGGCUCGUUCCGCUGCCAACCAAAGGAGAAGUGCUCUGAAGGAUUCAUUCAGGAUGCCAUUGGCAGCUGUAUUGAUAUAAACGAAUGCGUGGCCCAUACCACUCCAUGCCUUCCCGGCCACACUUGUAUCAACACGUUGGGCUCUUACACCUGUCGCAGGAACACGGUUACAUGUGGACGAGGUUAUCAUCUCAAUGAAGAUGGCAGACGUUGUGAAGACAUGGAUGAGUGUCGUGCAGGCAAUGUGUGUGGCGAACACGGUUGCGUUAACCUGGUGGGCUCGUACCGCUGCGAGUGCAGAAUCGGCUACAUCUUCAACAGCAUCACUAAACAGUGUGACGAUAUUAAUGAGUGCAGGCAUUAUCCCGGACGACUGUGCGCCCACAAGUGUGAGAACACUGAGGGGUCCUACCAGUGCAGCUGCACAACAGGCUUCAAACUGUCUCAUGAUGGCAGAAACUGUGACGAUGUCAAUGAAUGUGAGGCCAACCCUUGCAGCCAGGAGUGUGCCAACGUCUACGGCUCCUACCAGUGCUACUGUCGCCGUGGUUACCAGCUGAGUGACAUCGAUGGGAUAACAUGUGAAGAUAUUGAUGAGUGUGCACUGCCUACUGGUGGUCAUGUGUGCUCCUACCGCUGCUCCAACGUCCCCGGGAGUUUCUACUGCACCUGCCCACCCACGGGCUACACACUCGCCCCCAAUGGGCGCACAUGCCAAGACAUCGAUGAGUGUGCAGUGGGGAGCCAUAUGUGUUCCAUCUCUGAGAGCUGUUUCAACAUUCAGGGAGGAUUUCGUUGCCUGUCCUUCGAAUGUCCUCCAAACUUCCGGCAAGCAACACAAGGAUUCAAGAAUGAGGGCUCGGGCAACAUGCGUUGUAUUAAGGCCUGUCAACCUAACGACUUCGGCUGCGCUCUCGACCCAGUCCACCUCAUCACCCACACCAUCCUCUCUUUGCCAACUUUUAGAGACUUCAGUGAACCAGAAGAAAUAGUUUUCCUGCGGACAGUCACAGCUGCUAACCCUGCUCCUCUCCCCGGUACUACUGAUGUGUUCUUUGACAUCCUGGGUGCAGAUGACCAGUUCUCCUUUGACGUGGUGAAGCGCUCCCACCAGGGCCUGAUCAUGGGUGUUGUACGGCAGAUGAAACCUAUCUUUGGCCCCAAGGAUCUGGUGGUGGAGGUGGCCAUGAACUAUGUCAAGUCAGGGAUCAUUUCCCAUCGCAAUGUUGUAAUCAUCCAUGUCUUCAUCUCUGAGUUCUGGUUUUGA